Clarias gariepinus (North African catfish) is the source of this 1096-nucleotide messenger RNA. RefSeq lists its product as uncharacterized. Bases 278 to 1096 code for a protein of 272 amino acids. NCBI's taxonomy places the organism in Eukaryota, Metazoa, Chordata, Actinopteri, Siluriformes, Clariidae. The record is from RefSeq and is a predicted model, not a curated record. The transcript has 2 exons.
UUUUCCCGAGCUCCGCCAGACUGACCAAUUUUUCUACUUUUUCGUCCCCUUACGAAGAGUAAACAUAUAACAGAUAAGUAUUUCAUACUACCUUAUAAUAUAUUCACUCGAAACGCGUGUUAUAUCGUUUUCGUAUAAGUUUAUAUCGUAUAAGUUUUAAUAGUUUUGCAGCACACCGCUUCUAGCCGGCUUUUCAUUAGCAUCGCUAGCCCGUUAGCCCGGCUAUCACAAGUUUGUUUACGCUCUUUCGCACCGGUUAUUUCUAUUUUUAGACACCAUGUCGGUUGGGUCUCUGCCCCUGUGUGCAGGUGAGGAGACAUUGGAGCUGCACUCGGUAGACUUGGAGAUGGAGGCCGUGGAGAAGCUGAUCCGCGACCUACAGGUGAAGCUGGCCCGGCUACAGCAGCGGAAAGCCACGCUGGAAUCGUCGCGGACCGACGCUCACCUGUCCCAGGUAAAUUCUCGGCAUGAGAAUUCUCCGACGACCUCAACCCCGCGUGCUUCUCUGCCCAGGUCCAACGCACCGAGAACGCAGCCUGCCCAGCUUUCCUUCACCCCGGCGCCGGGAUACCACGAGGCCUGGAAACUUCAGCAGCGGAAGACGCGCGCCAAGCCCCGGGCGAGGACCUCUCCUCCUCCGCCACCACCCGUCUUCGAGAUCUCAACCCGAAACCGCUUCGCUCCUCUCCGUGAGACGGCACACGACGCGCUGGUCAUCGGAGACUCCAUUGUCCGGCACGUGCGUGCUACCACAGCUAAAGGUAAGGCGUACACGCGCUGUUUACCUGGUGCACGUGUUCUUGAUGUUGCUGCACAGGUGCCUGCGGCCCUGAGGAAGAACAUUCGAGCUGUGGUUCUCCAUGCUGGCACCAACGACAUCAGGCUGAGGCAGACGGAGAUCCUAAAGAAGGACUUCAGGAGCCUGGUUGAGAAGGUCCGCAGCACAUCACCCACGACAAAGAUCGUCGUAUCUGGACCACUUCCGACAUUUCAGAGAGGAAUCGAGAGGCUCUACCGCACAGAUGGCCUGCACCCUAGCAGAGCUGGAGCAGCGGUCCUCUCUGACAACAUCUCCAGGACAUUACGAACCAUCUGA